GGAAGUCUGUCGGCAUUAUUCAGAAGGAGCUUUCAAGUUCACAACAGAACAGCCAGCCUAGGUAACCUCUCGAACCGAAUCCUCAUUUCAUAUCAGCCACGACACUACUGCGGGGAUUUUCUCCGCAUUUGACAACAAGAUUGUUGCUCUUAAAUUCCCGAAAAUACAGCGGAGGUCGAUUCAAACGUCACGGAUUCGAGAUGGCUGCGUACAAGUUGGUUCUGAUCCGUCAUGGAGAGAGCUGCUGGAACCAGGAGAACCGCUUCUGCGGAUGGUUCGACGCGGACCUCAGUGAAACCGGGGAGCAGGAGGCGAAGAGAGGAGGACAGGCGCUAAAAGAUGCUGGCUAUGAGUUUGAUGUGUGCUACACCUCAGUCCUGAAGAGAGCCAUCCGGACUCUGUGGUUGGUCCUGGACGGGAUCGACCAGAUGUGGCUUCCUGUCCACCGCACCUGGCGCCUCAACGAGCGCCACUACGGAGGCCUGACGGGGCUCAACAAGGCAGAGACAGCGGAGAAGCACGGCGAGGCCCAGGUUAAGAUCUGGAGGAGGAGCUAUGACACCCCGCCUCCUCCCAUGGAGGAGGAGCACAACUUCUACAACAACAUAAGCCAGGACCGUCGCUAUGGCGACCUGACGGGGGAUCAGCUGCCGUCCUGUGAGAGCCUGAAGGACACUAUUGCCAGGGCGCUGCCCUUCUGGAACGAUGAAAUCGUGCCCCAAAUCAAGGACGGGAAGAGGGUUCUCAUCGCCGCCCACGGCAACAGUCUCAGAGGCAUUGUCAAGCACCUGGAGGGUAUGUCAGAGGAGGCCAUCAUGGAGCUCAACCUGCCUACAGGGAUCCCCAUCCUGUAUGAACUGGACAAGAACCUGAAGCCUGUAGGGCCCAUGCAGUUCCUGGGAGACGAGGAGACAGUGAAGAAGGCCAUGGAGGCUGUGGCUGCCCAGGGCAAGGCCAAGAAAUAGACACAGCGCCCCCGCGUGGUCAGGAGGCGUCGGUGCGGCUAGGACACGUUAUAAUGAUAAUAAUCACUCACACAGUGUGACAUUACAUUAUCAUGUUUACACAUAGACAGAUAUGUGUAUAUAACACACACAUACACUUCAAACACACACACACAAACACACACAUCACAUUACACUAUAGGUGGAUUUGAUAGGUCUUUGUUUUCCUGCACAUUGAGAUGUCAGUAUUACACAGCCAAUAGGAAUCAGUAAUACUGGAUUGUAUGGAUCAUCAUAAUAUGAGUUGAUCAAGAUUGUUUGAGUUGACCAAAAACACAUAGGAUAGGGACCAGCUAAUAGGGUAUUUACAGUAUCCAAAAACACACAGGAUAGGGACCAGCUAAUAGAGUAUUUACAGUAUCCAAAAACACAGAAUCAGGACCAUCAUAUAUAGUAUUUAUCUAAAUGUGUAAAAUGAUAGUGUGCUUUCUACUGCCAUGUAGUUUUGCACUGAGUGAACAUGUAUGUAAACAUUGACGGGCACGUUUGAAAAAGGAAACAUUGAAUCUCAUUGUUAUUGUUGCAUCUCUACGGCAACAGUAUGUUAUCAUGGUUCUGGUGGUUAUUGUUAAAAGGGGCAGGCGGACUUGUUCUGUACUGUACUGCUGACCAUAGGAUUAGAAUGGGUAGAAUGGGCAUCCUCAUUCAGGAGAGGUUCUAUACCCCUUCCAAUCAUUCUAAUUCCAUGUUGUUGACCUGUGCUUAGUGUUCUGUGUGGAAUAAAUACAGAUUCAUCUUA
Molecule: messenger RNA, 1743 nt
Organism: Oncorhynchus tshawytscha (Chinook salmon)
Lineage: Eukaryota; Metazoa; Chordata; Actinopteri; Salmoniformes; Salmonidae
Gene: pgam1b
Product: phosphoglycerate mutase 1b
Exons: 4
Coding region: 201-965 (254 amino acids)
Biological process (GO): glycolytic process
Molecular function (GO): intramolecular phosphotransferase activity
Source: RefSeq, a predicted model, not a curated record